Molecule: messenger RNA, 1246 nt
Organism: Vigna umbellata (rice bean)
Lineage: Eukaryota; Viridiplantae; Streptophyta; Magnoliopsida; Fabales; Fabaceae
Gene: HO2
Product: heme oxygenase 2
Biological process (GO): heme oxidation; phytochromobilin biosynthetic process
Molecular function (GO): heme oxygenase (decyclizing) activity
Source: RefSeq, a predicted model, not a curated record
UAGAGAAUACGGAUAGUAGAGUUUGAAGGAAGAAGAUGAUGGGGUUAACAGUGAAAGCCAUGCCACAGCUACGAUUCUCACUCCCAAUCUCAGUCUCAAAUAAGGAGAAUUGCAUUUGCAGGUUUUCCAUAACAGCAAGAAGCUCCACCGACACCAACAUCACUCUCACUCACUCUCACACUGAAAUUCCAACUCCUAAACCCAAACCAAAGUCUCCGCUCAAGAAGAGGAAGAGGUAUCGGAAGCUGUAUCCCGGAGAGACCACCGGCAUCACCGAAGAGAUGAGGUUCGUCGCCAUGAGACUCCACAAUGCCGCCGUUUCACCCGACCAAUCGGAUUCCGACGCGUGGCACGCCUCCAUGGAAGGCUUCGUCGCUUACCUUGUUGACACUCACCUCAUCUUUGCCACUCUCCAGCGCAUCGUCGACGAAUCCGAUAACGUUUCGUAUGCAUACAUGAGGAAAACUGGGUUGGAAAGAUCAGAAGGGCUUUUGAAGGAUCUGAAAUGGUUGGAGGAGCAAGGAAACGUGAUUCCAAAUCCCAGUUCUCCGGGGAUUACAUAUGCCAAAUAUUUAGAGUCACUUGCAGAGACAAGCGCACCUUUGUUUCUAUCCCAUUUCUACAAUAUUUAUUUUUGUCAUAUAGCUGCUGGUCAGGUGAUUGGAAAGAAGGUUUCUGAGAAGCUCUUGGAAGGUAAGGAAUUGGAGUUUUACAAAUGGGAAGGAGAUGUACCUGAAUUGUUGAAAGAUGUCCGUGAUAAGCUCAACCAGCUUUCCGAGCAUUGGUCUCGAGAUGAAAAGAAUAGAUGUUUAAAAGAAACUCCAAAGUCAUUCCGGUUUAUGGGACAGAUUGUCCUUCUUCUUGUCUCAUAAAUGGACAUUUUGUUCUCCUUUUCUUUUCUGAACUUCUCUGCCUUCUUUGAUGCCGCCUGGCCAAGGUGCCAUACACCUGCGAUGGAUUUGCAGUCUUUUUUACAAGGAUUUUUGAAGGGCACAGCAAAAGGCAGAGAGACUCAUUUUUUUCAAUUAGAGAUGUAGCAUUGUAGGAACCACCUUAGGUUCAUGAAUCUUGGUCUUACUGAAUACUAAUACUAAUGCCUUCCCUCAUAUUGUAUCCAUAAUUUCCCACCCCCACUAUUUUCUUUACCUGUUAAUUAAUGCUUUUAUUUUUUUUAACAAUGCUUGAAAACCAUUGUAAUUUAAAUACUAUUGAGUUAUGAAAGUUUCAGUUUAGACAUUCAUUAUGA